Molecule: messenger RNA, 1195 nt
Organism: Strigops habroptila (Kakapo)
Lineage: Eukaryota; Metazoa; Chordata; Aves; Psittaciformes; Psittacidae
Gene: REC114
Product: REC114 meiotic recombination protein
Exons: 6
Coding region: 22-840 (272 amino acids)
Source: RefSeq, a predicted model, not a curated record
ACUUUGCUAGCGGCCAGCGUCAUGCUGGCCGCUGUAGAGCCUCCUCCGCUCAGGGCGGGGAUGGCGGUGGCGGGCGGCGGCCGCGGCUCCGAGCUGGGGCAGGGCUCUGCGCCGAGUGACACCUCCUUCCUCGGCAGCGCCACAACGUGGCCCUUGAAGCGCUACGGACGCUUCCUGCCCCCGACGGACCGCGACGCUGAAGGGCAGAACGCCUCCUCUUGGAAGGUUUUUGAAUCAAAUGAAGAAUCAGGCCAUCUUAUCCUUACCGUGGUUGUUUCUGGCCAUUUCUUUGUUUCCCAAGGGCGAACAGUACUGGAAGGUUUCUCACUGAUCGAUUCCCACAAGUGGCUAAAGAUAGUCAGGAAAGCAGACUGCCUGCUCCUUCAUGCACAAACCAAGAAUGAAGGCCGCAUGUUUCGUGUUCAGUUUGGUGGUGAUUCAAAGGAAGAGAUGCUGGAAAACUGCUGGAGUUGUGUUCAGAAACUCACAGAGUACGUGCCAGUGCAAGGAAGCGAGGAGCAAAGCCAGCAGCUCUAUCCCAGCCUCAGUCAGCUGGCCUACGGUGACAGCCAAGUGAGGAACAGUGAACUAAAUGCAUCACUACUACAGCCAGAUGAGCCUCUACCAGAUUCCUGUGCAAGCCUUGGAGAAAGAAGAUCUGUACCACAGCUCGCCCAGUCUGUGCUGAACAAGAAGCUUGAGCUGCCCCCUGCACCCUGGCACCCGGCGUGGGGCACCCAGGAGCUGGGGCCCUUCAUCCGCUUCUGCCUCCUGGAUCAGCAUUUCCCAGCUUUCGUGCAAGCCGUGGAGAAGGAACUGCAAAAGCUUACAGAAGGUUGAGAAGUACCAGCUUGUGGCGGCUGGGAUACAGGCCCUGGGAUUCCCGGCACAGGGAUCCACAGGUUACGUGGGAUUAAAUGUUUGAAUAAGUCUCACACAGGGUUUUUGGGGGUGUUUUUUUUUUUGGUCAGUGUUUUAUUUUUAAAAACAGGUGAAUCCACUUUUUAUACAUCAUUGCACUUCAACAAAUACACAGAACACAAGUUCAUGCAUCUACAGUUACGCACAUCAUGAGAACCCUGUUAGGUCUAUUUCUACAAUCUUUAAAUCAUGAGAAAUUACAGUGUCAAACUGAAGAGUAUAACUAGUUGCAUAGAAUAUCACCAUGCUGUAACAUUUCAUCAUUUAAACAAAA